This is a messenger RNA of Prunus persica (peach), 1326 nucleotides long. RefSeq names its product transcription factor bHLH94. The transcript has 3 exons. NCBI's taxonomy places the organism in Eukaryota, Viridiplantae, Streptophyta, Magnoliopsida, Rosales, Rosaceae. Gene Ontology annotation, biological process: regulation of transcription by RNA polymerase II. The record is from RefSeq and is a predicted model, not a curated record. Bases 92 to 1123 code for a protein of 343 amino acids. Gene Ontology annotation, molecular function: DNA-binding transcription factor activity, RNA polymerase II-specific; protein dimerization activity; RNA polymerase II cis-regulatory region sequence-specific DNA binding.
CACACACAACAGAAGAACAGAAGACCCCAAACCCACCACCACAAUAUAUCUCUCUUUUGGGCGUCUCUGUGCUUCACCUUGACAACAAAUUAUGGCACUUGAUGCUGUUGUUUUUCCUCAAGACCCUUUUAGUUGCGCCACAAACAAAGACCUCUACAGCUAUUGGAGCUCUUUUGAUGAUGAUCAUCAUAAUUUCGGUUUCGACAACGAUCAAGAUCAUCAUGAUCAGCUCCAACACCAAGCCUCCCUCGAUUUUCUCGGCUACCAAACAGAUCAUAACCCUCCUAAUUAUGGUACUAAUUACUAUUCCUCAGCUCCUUUGAAUUCAAUGGUGCCACAUUUCAACGAAUUGCAGCUCUCCAAUCCAAACCCAGAUGUUAGUGAUACUACUAGCCCAACUGAUGAUCAACCCGAAUUUCAUCAACUACCAUUGGAUCAGACAAUCACAAUGGCUGACAGCAUGCCUAGUACUCGUGCCAAACGGCGCCGUGCCAAGAGUAGGAAGAACAAGGAGGAGAUUGAGAACCAGAGAAUGACUCACAUUGCAGUUGAGCGCAAUAGAAGAAAACAGAUGAAUGAGUAUCUCUCUGUGCUUCGAUCUUUAAUGCCAGACUCAUACGUUCAAAGGGGAGACCAAGCAUCAAUCAUUGGAGGUGCGAUUAAUUUUGUGAAGGAGCUAGAGCAAGAAGUGCAUUUCCUUGGUACCCAAAAGCCAAAUAAUGGUGUGCCUUUCUCCCAAUUCUUCACCUUCCCUCAAUACUCAACCCGGUCCAGCGGAGACCACGAGUCUGCGGCGGCAGCCAUGGCUGAGCUGCCUUUGAUGGAGUGCAAGCUGAGUAACAUUGCAGCUGACAUAGAGGUGACAAUGGUGGAGAGCCAUGCAAGUCUGAAAGUGAGAGCCAAGAGGAUCCCAAAGCAGCUCUUGAAGAUUGUUUCUGGGUUGCAUGGUAUGCACCUCACAAUUCUUCAUCUCAAUGUGGUCACUGCUGAUGAUAUUGUCCUCUACUCUCUCAGCCUCAAGGUAGAAGAUGAGUGCACACUGGCUUCAGUGGAUGAAAUUGCAACAGCUGUGCAUCAGAUGCUAGCUACAAUUCAAGAGGAGGCAAUGUUGAAUUUGAAUUGAUUAUCAAAAACCCCUCUUUUAAUUAGUUAGUUAAUCCCCUCUCUUUUAAAUUCAUCCUUUUACACCUUCAUAUGUGGUGGGUGUGUUUCUCUUGUUUUUAAUUAAGGUUUUCUCCAUUUCAGUUUAAGAAAGAGCCUAUGUUGUUUAAUUAUCUAGUUAGUAUAUUUUUUUUGAGUACCUUUCUUAUUGAAAGGUACGAUAAC